UCAAGCCCAAUGGAUCAGAUGGGGAAGAUGAGACCUCAGCCCUAUGGAGGAAACAACCCAUACACACAACAGCAGGGACCUCAGGCUGGGCCCCAGCAAGGACACGGCUACCCAGGACAGCCAUAUGGGCCACAGACUCCCCAGAGAUACCCCAUGGGAAUGCAAAGCAGGACACAAAGUACAAUGGGCAGCAUCUCAUAUGCACAACAGAUUCCUCCUUACGGACAGCAGGGCCCGAGUGCAUAUGGGCAGCAAAGCCAGACUCCAUAUUACAACCAGCAAAGCCCUCAUCCCCAGCAGCAGCAGCCUCCAUACUCUCAGCAGCCUCCAUCCCAGACCCCUCACUCUCAGCCUUCUUAUCAGCAGCAGCAACAGCCUCAGUCUCAACCUCCCCAACUCCAGACAUCGCAGCCCGCGUAUUCUCAGCAGCAGUCCCAGCCGCCCCAUCAGCAGUCCCCGACUCCCUACCCUCAGCAGCAGUCCACGGCCCAGCAGCACCAACAGAGCCAGCCUCCCUACUCCCAGCAGCAGUCCCAGUCACCCUACCAGCAGCAGCAGCAAACCCAGCAGACGGCUUCCUCAGCUCUUUCACAGCAGUCCUCCUCAUACCCCCAGUCGCAGCCGCCGCAGUCCGCGUACUCCCAGCAGCGCUUCCCCCCUCCUCAGGAGUUAUCUCAAGACUCAUUUGGGUCCCAGGCAUCAUCUGCUCCCUCAAUGGCUUCCAGUAAAGGGCAAGAAGAUAUGAACUUGAAUCUUCAGUCCAGACCUUCUAGCCUGCCGGACCUGUCUGGUUCAAUAGAUGAUCUACCCAUGGGUACAGAAGGAGCCCUGAGUCCUGGAGUAAGCACAUCAGGGAUUUCCAGCAGUCAAGGAGAGCAGAGUAACCCAGCUCAGUCUCCUUUCUCUCCACAUACCUCUCCUCACCUGCCAGGCAUCAGAGGACCCUCCCCAUCCCCAGUUGGAUCUCCAGCUAGUGUUGCUCAGUCCCGCUCUGGUCCACUUUCACCUGCUGCAGUACCAGGCAAUCAGAUGCCACCCCGACCGCCCAGUGGCCAGUCAGACAGUAUCAUGCAUCCUUCCAUGAACCAGUCAAGCAUAGCUCCAGAUCGAGGUUACAUGCAGAGGAAUCCUCAGAUGCCCCAGUACAGCUCACCCCAGCCUGGCUCAGCCUUAUCUCCCCGUCAGUCUUCUGGAGGACAGAUGCAUGCUGGAAUGGGGCCAUACCAGCAGAACUCCAUGGGGAGCUACGGACCCCAGGGUGGACAGUAUGGACCUCAAGGAGGUUAUCCCAGGCAGCCAAACUACAAUGCUAUGUCCAAUGCCAACUACCCCAGUCCGGGAAUGGGAGGAAGCAUGAACCCCAUGGGAGCAGGGAGCCAGAUGCACGGGCAGACUGGUGUGCCACCCUACAGCGGGCUUCCUCCGGGCAGGAUGAGCCAUGCCACCAUGGGGAACAGGCCGUAUGGACCCAACAUGGCCAACAUGCCCCCUCAGGUGGGCACAGGGAUGUGCCCCCCGCCCGGCGGCAUGAACCGCAAAGCACAGGAGGCGGCCGCCGCCGCCAUGCACGCUGCUGCCAACUCCAUCCAGACCAGGCCUCCUGGUUAUCCCAACAUGAAUCAAGGGGGAAUGAUGGGCACUGGACCUCCUUAUGGGCAGGGAAUUAACAGCAUGGCUGGGAUGAUAAACCCCCAGGGCCCACCUUAUCCAAUGGGGGGGAACAUGGCCAACAACUCUGCAGGGAUGGCAGCAAGCCCUGAAAUGAUGGGUCUGGGGGACGUCAAGUUAACACCUGCAACUAAAAUGAACAAUAAGGCAGAUGGGACACCAAAAGCUGAAUCCAAGUCAAAGAAGUCCAGUUCUUCUACUACAACCAAUGAGAAGAUCACCAAACUCUACGAGCUGGGUGGUGAGCCUGAGAGGAAGAUCUGGGUGGAUCGUUACCUGGCCUUCACUGAAGAGAAGGCCAUGGGCAUGACCAACCUCCCAGCAGUGGGCAGGAAACCCUUGGACCUUUACAGGCUCUACAUCUCAGUGAAGGAGAUUGGAGGGUUGACUCAGGUCAACAAGAACAAGAAGUGGCGUGAGUUAGCCACAAAUCUCAACGUGGGCACGUCCAGCAGUGCAGCUAGUUCUUUGAAGAAGCAGUACAUCCAGUGUCUGUAUGCCUUCGAGUGCAAGAUUGAGCGAGGUGAAGACCCCCCUCCAGAUAUCUUUGCAGCUGCUGAUUCAAAGAAGUCUCAGACUAAGAUACAGCCUCCAUCUCCAGCGGGUUCAGGCUCAAUGCAGGGCCCUCAGACACCUCAGUCCACCAGCAGCUCCAUGGCAGAAGGAGGAGACUUGAAGCCACCAACUCCAGCAUCUACACCACACAGUCAGAUGCCCCCUUUGCCAGGCAUCAGGAGUAACUCAGUGGGCCUUCAGGAUGCCUUUGCAGAUGGUAGUGAUCCUACGUUCCAGAAACGGAACUCCAUGACUCCAAAUCCAGGGUACCAGCCCAGCAUGAAUACCUCUGACAUGAUGGGUCGCAUGUCUUACGAGCCAAAUAAAGAUCCUUACAGCAGUAUGAGGAAAGCUCCAGGAAGCGAUCCCUUCAUGUCCUCAGGGCAGGGCCCCAACAGUGGUAUGGGUGACCCUUACAAUCGUGCUGCAGGCCCAGGGAUGGGUAACAUGGCCAUGGGGCAGCGGCAACACUACUCCUACGGAGGUCCUUACGACAGAGUGAGGACGGAGCCCGGCAUGGGACCCGAGGGCAACUUGGCAACAGGAACUCCACAGCCAAACAUCCUGCCUUCCACCCCUGAGUCAGGGAUGUACUCUCCCAGCCGCUACCCACAGCAGCAGCAGCAAAGACAUGAUUCCUAUGGCAAUCAGUUCUCCACUCAAGGCACAUCCUCGGGCAGCCCCUUCCCUAGCCAGCAAACUACCAUCUAUCAACAGCAACAGCAGAACUACAAGCGACCGCUGGACGGCAGCUACGGCCCGCCCGCCAAGCGGCACGAGGGGGACCUGUACAACGUCCCCUACAGC
Molecule: messenger RNA, 3030 nt
Organism: Merops nubicus (carmine bee-eater)
Lineage: Eukaryota; Metazoa; Chordata; Aves; Coraciiformes; Meropidae
Product: AT-rich interactive domain-containing protein 1A-like
Exons: 17
Biological process (GO): regulation of transcription by RNA polymerase II; positive regulation of DNA-templated transcription; chromatin remodeling
Cellular component (GO): brahma complex; SWI/SNF complex; nucleoplasm
Molecular function (GO): DNA binding; nucleosome binding
Source: RefSeq, a predicted model, not a curated record